AUGCCUCGUCGUCUUCGUCGGCAGCGUAUGCUGAUCUCCAUCGGCACCCAGGCUGCCAUCCAGGCAGUCCAAAACCCACAGCGGCCGUCUGGCCAGUACGUGCUUGGACUGAUAUACGACCACGUACGAGCUAUCCGGUCGCAAAACCCUCAAAAUCCAACAACUGUCACCGUCAGGUGGAUCCCUGCACACGUUGGUGUGAACGGUAACGAGUAUGCUGAUAGCGAAGCAAAAAGUGCUGCGCUUCUUGGUGCGGGGAUGGGAGUUGCGACCGGGAGCGGGACGGGAGAACCGAUUAUCCGCCUCGCCGCAGCUGCUAAGAGAGCGGUACAUCAGCGAAUCAGAGAGCGAUGGGAGCGGCAGUGGGAGCGCGAGAAGACUUCCGGGCCGACAAAACGCUUGGUGCAAGCGCCGAACAAGAAGACACUCCGACUGUACGAGGGACUGACGAAGCCGCAGUGUGCAAUCCUGAUUCAGAUGCGCACAAUGCGGAUCGGACUGAGACACUUCUUGUUCAAGAUCAAGGCGGCAGAGUCCGACCGGUGUCCAUGCGACGAGGGCUCGCAGACGCCAAAACACAUCCUGAGGCAGUGCCCGCGGUACAUCAUCCCGCGCACGAAAUUAUGGGACCGGUUGUAUGAUCUCGGCAUCGAGAUGGAUUACGACAAGAUCAUUUCAAACCCGCAGGCCACCCGCUACGUGGUCAAAUUCAUGCACCAAACAGGCCUUCUCCAGCAGUUUCAACAUGUUGAGAUCGAGGACGACAACGAACCGGUAGGCCUUGCGGCAAUGGAGCUAGGUGUGGAAGACGAUGGGUAUUAG
Molecule: messenger RNA, 822 nt
Organism: Penicillium expansum
Lineage: Eukaryota; Fungi; Ascomycota; Eurotiomycetes; Eurotiales; Aspergillaceae
Product: ribonuclease H family protein
Exons: 2
Coding region: 1-822 (273 amino acids)
Molecular function (GO): nucleic acid binding
Source: RefSeq, a predicted model, not a curated record